Molecule: messenger RNA, 2036 nt
Organism: Tupaia belangeri chinensis (Chinese tree shrew)
Lineage: Eukaryota; Metazoa; Chordata; Mammalia; Scandentia; Tupaiidae
Gene: EIF2AK1
Product: eukaryotic translation initiation factor 2 alpha kinase 1
Exons: 15
Biological process (GO): regulation of translational initiation by eIF2 alpha phosphorylation
Cellular component (GO): nucleus; cytoplasm
Molecular function (GO): ATP binding; eukaryotic translation initiation factor 2alpha kinase activity
Source: RefSeq, a predicted model, not a curated record
GGUCCGGGGUCCGGGGGGCGCGAAGCAAGCGGCGAUCGGGCGGAGGCUGUGGCUGCGCCGCCUGCCAUCGACUUCCCGGCUGAGGACUCGGAUCCAAAGUAUGAUGAAUCUGAUGUUCCAGCGGAGCUCCAGGUAUUAAAAGAACCUCUACAACAACCAUCCUUCCCUUUUACAGUUGCAAACCAACUAUUGCUUGUUUCUCUGCUGGAGCACUUGAGCCAUGUCCAUGAACCGAACCCAGUGCGUUCAAAACAGGUAUUUAAAUUGCUCUGUCAGACCUUUAUCAAGAUGGGACUAUUGUCUUCUUUCACCUGUAGCGAUGAGUUUAGCUCACUGAGACUACAUCACAACAGAGCUAUUACUCAUUUAAUGAGGUCUGCUAAAGAGAGAGUUCGGCAGGAUCCUUGUGAGGAUAAUUCUCAUAUACCAAAAAUCAGAUCAAGAGAAGUAGCCUUUGAAGCACAGACUUCACGUUAUUUAAAUGAAUUUGAAGAACUUGCUAUCUUAGGAAAAGGUGGAUAUGGAAGAGUGUAUAAGGUCAGGAAUAAAUUAGAUGGUCAGUAUUAUGCAAUUAAAAAAAUCCUGAUUAAGGGUGCAACUAAAACAGAUUGCAUGAAGGUACUACGGGAAGUGAAAGUACUGGCAGGUCUUCAGCACCCUAAUAUUGUGGGCUAUCACACUGCCUGGAUAGAACAUGUUCAUGUGGUCCGGCCACAAGUAGACCGAGUUCCUAUUCAGUUGCCUUCUUUGGAAGUGGUCUCAGACCAGGCAGAAGACAGAAAUCAAUAUGAUGUUAAAAAUGAUGAAAGUAGCAGUUCGUCCAUUAUCUUUGCUGAGUGUACGUCCGAAAAAGAAAAAUCUGGUGAAGAGUUUGAUAAUGAAAAUCAGAAUAAUAAGUUGGUCAACUACACCACCGAUUUAGUCAUAAGAAACACCAGUGAAUUUGAAUCAUCCAUUGAGCUUCAAGAAAAGGACUUGGCUGGUUUGUCUGCUAGAUCAGUUGUCAAACACCAGUUGCCACUUAGGUGUAAUUCAGACCUAGAAGCAAAUUUCACAUCCACUGAUGAAUCUUCUGAAGAAAACCUAAACUUAUUUGGGCAGACUGAGGUGCAGUACCACCUGAUGCUGCACAUCCAGAUGCAGCUGUGCGAGCUCUCUCUGUGGGACUGGAUAGCUGAGAGGAACAAGCGCGGCCGGGAGUGUGUGGAUGAAUCUGCCUGUCCUUAUGUUAUGGCCAGUGUUGCAAGAAAAAUUUUUCAAGAAUUGGUGGAAGGUGUAUUUUACAUACAUAACAUGGGAAUUGUACACAGAGACCUAAAGCCCAGAAAUAUUUUUCUUCAUGGCCCUGAUCAGCAAGUGAAAAUAGGAGAUUUUGGCCUGGCCUGCACAGAGAUCAUACAGAAAAACACUGACUGGACCAGUAGGAAUGGAAAGAGAACACCAACACAUACUUCCAGGGUGGGUACUUGUCUGUAUGCUUCCCCUGAGCAGUUGGAAGGAUCGGAGUAUGAUGCUAAGUCAGAUAUGUAUAGCUUGGGUGUGAUCCUGCUAGAGCUCUUUCAGCCAUUUGGAACAGAAAUGGAGCGAGCAGAAGUUCUCACAGGCUUACGAACUGGUCAGAUACCUGAUGCUGUCAGUAAGAGAUGUCCCGUGCAAGCCAAGUAUAUCCAGCACUUAACUAGAAGGAACUCUUCCCAGAGACCAUCUGCUCUUCAACUGCUGCAAAGUGAACUUUUCCAAAAUUCUGAAAAUGUUAAUCUCACCCUACAGAUGAAGAUAAUAGAGCAAGAAAAAGAAAUUGAAGAACUAAAGAAGCAGCUAAGCCUCCUUUCUCAGGACAAAGGGAUUAAGGAUCACACAAAAGAUGGGGAUGUCCCUGUCUAGCCUUGAUUAGGCUGUAUCAGUAAUAUGAAAGUGGACCCAAACUCUUAGUCAACUGGAAUGUAAAUUUUCAAUCUUUACUGGGAUAUAGAUGGUAUAAUUCUUAGUUGUAUUUAGUAAGCCUGCACAGGACUUAUUAAAGAUAUAAAAAUACC